AUGGACCCUGCCCACCCUUCCUCGAGCCGCUACCAGCCCAUUCCCGAUGCAAGCGCUGCUACUAUCCCAUCACUUGCCAAUCUCUCGGGAUCCUCAUCUGCCUCGCAGCGCAGCCUCACCCCGAUAUCAGCUCGGCGAAGGCACUCCCAGUCUCAGACAGACGAUGGAGUGGAAGACGAGGAGUCCAAGAGGAGAGGGGUGGAAGAAGACGAUGACGAGGAAGAUGGAGCAUUAGAGCUCGAUGAGUUUUUGCCAAACGGGAGAUCUAGUAGAAGAGCCAAUGGUGUCGUUGGCCAGGACGACGAUGACGAUGGGCAUCACAAGGGUCCCGAUGAAGGUCUUGACCCCAGUGACCCCCUGACUCUCGUUAAGCGAGCAGUACCAGAGACGGACGAUCCUACCUUGCCCGCCUUGACGCUGAGGGCAGUCAUGAUCGGGUCCUUCUUUGCAGUCCUGGGGGCUGCAGUAGCGCAGCUCUUCUUCUAUAAGUCCAACUCGCCUGCCUUCUCUUCUUACUUUGUCAUCCUGGUGUCUCUCCCGGUGGGCAGGUGGCUAGCCCGCAACGUCCCUGAGAAGACAGUGAAGCUGCCGUUCAUCGGCCCAGUUGAGCUCAACCCGGGUCCAUUCAGCAUCAAGGAGCACCUGCUCGUAGGAGUGAUAGCAUCCUCUGGUGCCUCAUCGGCGUACGCCUCAGACAUUCUCAACAUCCAGAUCCUCUUCUUCAAUCAGCGAAUGGGACCGAUCUCUUCCCUCUCGCUGCUAUUCUCAACGCAGCUGCUAGGCUUCGGAUUCGCCGGGCUGGUGCACAACCUCCUCGUCAAGACGCCUUCGAUGAUCUUCCCAUCUACGCUCGUCAUCACAUCGCUGUUCCACACUCUCCAUGGAGCGCAGAGCUUGGACAUGAGGAGGAGACUCAGGUUCUUCGUGGUUGCCUUCCUCGGCAUCUUCUCGUACCAGUUCCUGCCAGCGCUAAUGGCUCCCACUUUGAGCAGUAUAGCCAUUCUGUGUCUGAUCAAUCACGAAAGCCCAGUGUCGAGGACGCUCAGCAGCGGCUACAAGGGCUUCGGUCUGGGCAAUAUCUCGCUGGACUGGACGGCCAUAGGCGGGAGUGGGCCGCUGUUUCAGCCGUGGUGGGCAGCGCUGAACUACUACUCGGGCUUCGCUCUGAUGAUGUGGAUUAUUAUGCCAUUGCUCUACUUCUACUUCAAUCUCUGGGAUGCCUCUUCCUUCCCAUCUGCUCUAGGCUCCGGGCUCUACACCGCCUCGGUCCCUCGCGAGAGGUUCAACGUCAGCAAUGUCCUCAAGCCAGACAACACCCUCGACUUAGUCAAGUGGAAGACGGAAGGUCCGAUCAUGCUGACGCCAUACUUUGCCAUCAGCUACGGUAUCGCCUUUGCCAUCCUCACGUCUCUGCUGAUGCACAUCUUCCUAUGGCACAGAGGAGACGUCGUGAGAGCGCUGAGCAAUCCAGUUCAUGACGACUACCACAAUCGGGCAAUGCGAAAUUACGAGAGCGUGCCAAAGUCUUGGUAUUUUGCGACUCUGGCUGUGUCCUUGAGUACCUCGGUCAUACUGGUGGCAUUUGCACCUCUGCAGCUUCCAGUAUGGGGGCUCCUUAUCGCUAUCCUUAUUGCUCUUACUUUCCUGGUGCCGGUGGGAAUUAUCAAGGCCGUCUCCGACACCGGUGUCGGCCUCAAUGUCAUCACCGAAUUCGUCGCCGGGUACAUGCUUCCCGGUCGCCCUAUUGCUAACGUCUGCUUCAAAUGCUACGGCUACAUGGCCAUGUCGCAAGCGCUGGACCUUAUUGUAGACCUCAAACUUGCUCUGUAUAUGAAGAUUCCUCCCAAGUCCAUGUUCUUGGCCCAGCUACUCGGCACUAUCAUCGGCUGCGUUGUCAACUACACCGUCCUCUCCUUCGUGCUCUCGCCUGCCAGCGGCUACAUUCCGUACCUGAGCGGCGAGGUUGUGGACCCCACUGGACAAUGGGACGGCCGUAAAGUGCACAUCUUCUGGAGUGCUUCCAUCAUUUGGGGCGCCAUCGGUCCCGCCGAGUUCUUCUCUGGCGAAUACCGCGUCCUCUACUACGGGUUCAUUCUCGGCUUCCUCCUCCCCCUCCCCUUCUACUUUGCCCACAAGAUCUACGCCAAACCUCUCGCUCUCCGAGGCAUCGACCUGAGUAAAGUCGCCUUUCCCAUCUUUUUGCAUGGGGCGAAUGCGGCGCCUCAGGUGCCGACGAAUAUCAUUCUCAGUGGUUUCACGGCGAGCUUCUUGAGUCAGAAGUGGGCGAGGGAGAAGAGACCGAAGUGGUUCGCGAGAUAUAACUACGUCCUGUCUGCCGCCCUGGAUGCAGGCUCCUCCAUCAAUGCCCUCGUCGUCUUUGUCCUAUCGGUGACCCUGCUGAAGCUACUGCCCAUGCCGCACUGGCUCCUCAAUCCCGCAAAAGACUCGGAGUACUGCACCCCCUCCGCUGCCGUUGCGGGUGUGGCCAACUAG
Molecule: messenger RNA, 2493 nt
Organism: Microstroma glucosiphilum
Lineage: Eukaryota; Fungi; Basidiomycota; Exobasidiomycetes; Microstromatales; Microstromataceae
Product: putative OPT1-high-affinity glutathione transporter
Exons: 10
Coding region: 1-2493 (830 amino acids)
Biological process (GO): transmembrane transport
Molecular function (GO): oligopeptide transmembrane transporter activity
Source: RefSeq, a predicted model, not a curated record